This is a messenger RNA of Chinchilla lanigera (long-tailed chinchilla), 1075 nucleotides long. It is a transcript of the gene Dhrs1, whose product is annotated as dehydrogenase/reductase (SDR family) member 1. The record is from RefSeq and is a predicted model, not a curated record. Lineage: Eukaryota; Metazoa; Chordata; Mammalia; Rodentia; Chinchillidae.
CGCCUUCGCAUUUGCCCAAAACCGUCUCCUGUCCUACUCUGCUAUCUUUGAGUCUUUCUCCUGGACGUCGACUGCUCCGUCCUGACCAGCACGCGUACUUCCACCCCUGCCCUGCACUCUGACCCAGACUGAGUCACUUCGUCCCGCCUGUCGUCCGGAAUCAAAGUUCUCCAACUCCCGUAUAAAAAGGCCUGGAGAACUGAACGUAGCAGGACUCCAGAGGCUCUGCGGUCUGCAGAUAACCCCUUUACCUGAGUCAUGGCACUUCUCAUGAAAGGCCAAGUGUGUGUGGUAACUGGUGCUUCCAGGGGUAUUGGCCGUGGCAUUGCCCUGCAGCUCUGCCAAGCAGGUGCCACGGUUUACAUAACUGGCCGCCGUGAGGACACCCUUCGGGUCGCUGCUGAGGAGGCACGAUCCCUUGGUGGCCAGUGUGUGCCUGUAGUGUGCGAUUCAAGCCAGGAGAAUGAAGUGCGAAGCCUAUUUGAGCGGGUAGCUCGGGAACAGAAUGGGCGUCUGGAUGUGCUGGUCAAUAAUGCCUUUGCUGGGGCUCAGGCAAUCCUGAACGCCAACAGUAAGGCAUUCUGGGAACUUCCUGCCUCUAUUUGGGAUGAUAUCAACAAUGUGGGGCUCAGAGGCCACUACCUGUGCUCAGUGUAUGGGGCCCGGCUGAUGGUACCAGCUGGCCGGGGGCUUAUCGUGGUCAUCUCCUCUCCCGGGGGUCUUCAGUACAUGUUCAACGUCCCCUAUGGUGUGGGCAAAGCUGCGUGCGACAGACUGGCUGCUGACUGUGCGCACGAGCUGCGGCGCCACGGAGUGAGCUAUGUAUCUCUGUGGCCAGGGUUGGUGCAGACAGAACUGCUGCAGAAUUAUAUGGCAGAGAAGGGACAAUCUGAGGAUCCUCUGCUCAAUGAGGUGAAAAAAUUUUUCCCAGGAGCAGAAACCACAGAAAUGAGUGGCAAAUGUGUGGUGGCGUUGGCAACAGACCCCAACAUCCUGAACCUGAGUGGGAAGGUGCUGCCGUCAUGUGACCUUGCUCGACGCUAUGGCCUAAAAGACGUGGACGGCAGCCUUGUUC